Messenger RNA from Paramormyrops kingsleyae, 3771 nucleotides. It is a transcript of the gene trpm5, whose product is annotated as transient receptor potential cation channel, subfamily M, member 5. Gene Ontology annotation, cellular component: voltage-gated potassium channel complex; plasma membrane. Gene Ontology annotation, molecular function: ligand-gated calcium channel activity; calcium-activated cation channel activity; voltage-gated potassium channel activity. The record is from RefSeq and is a predicted model, not a curated record. Gene Ontology annotation, biological process: calcium ion transmembrane transport; potassium ion transmembrane transport. NCBI's taxonomy places the organism in Eukaryota, Metazoa, Chordata, Actinopteri, Osteoglossiformes, Mormyridae.
AUCUCUAACCCUGCCGUUCGAGUCGCUUAUGCCUGAUUUUAACUUAAGGCUGCGGGCAUAACAUGCAAUUAAUAUACCUUGCGGGGUGAACUUUAAAAAAAAAAAAAACGUUCAGGAUAUUCAUAUGGAAAGGUGUUGCGAAGGCAACUUGGCUUCAGAUCUAGACUUUUGGUAAUCACGACUUGAAACUGCUGAAAAUGAUUAACACCUAAAGCGUUUUUUGCUUUUUAUGUUUUUGAACAGGCGCUGAGUAUAAUUCUUGGUUAUCGGAAAAGACACUUUCUUGUAUGCGGGAUGUCCUCUCCGGUGUCGGAGGAGGCAGGCUUUUGGGACACCAGCGACUCUCCGGGCGGGACACGGCAGGCGCUGGAGACGUUAGAUGCCGAAUAUUUUAACCCAGAAACACCGGUCACCUACAACAACAGCGCGUCCGCUCCCGCUUAUGUCCCGGACACCGGGCGUGUGGCUGAAGCCCCGGUAAGGACCCGUGUCAGCUGCCCGGUACUCCAGCCGCCAGAGGCCGUCUUCCACUCGCCCAUGUCCGGCACUCGGACCCUCCUCCAGGGACGGGUGUACAACUUUCUGGAGAGACCCACUGGAUGGAAGUGCUUCGUCUAUCACUUCGCAGUGUUCCUCAUCGUGCUGACCUGCCUGAUCCUCAGCGUGCUGUCCACCAUCGACCAGUACCAAACGCUGGCCCACAGCACACUCUUCUGGGUGGAGAUGGCGCUGGUGGUGUUCUUUGGGGUGGAGUACACAGUGAGGCUCUGGUCAGCUGGCUGCCGCAGCAAAUAUGUCGGCGUCUGGGGACGACUUCGCUUUGCCAGGAAGCCCAUCUCCAUCAUCGAUUUGAUUGUAGUCAUAGCAUCCAUCAUCGUGCUGGCAAUGGGAUCCAACGGGCAGGUGUUUGCUACGUCCGCUGUCAGAGGGAUUCGCUUCCUGCAGAUCCUGCGCAUGCUGCAUGUGGACCGCCAGGGCGGCACCUGGCGCCUACUGGGCUCUGUCCUGUUUAUCCAUCGCCAGGAGCUGAUCACCACUCUGUACAUCGGCUUCCUGGGCCUCAUCUUCUCCUCCUACUUUGUCUAUUUGGCGGAGAAGGACGAGGUGGACAGCAGUGGGAACACGGAGUUUGGCAGCUACGCCGACGCCCUGUGGUGGGGUGUGGUGACUGUCACCACCAUAGGCUAUGGGGACAAGGUGCCACAGACCUGGAUUGGCAAGACUAUUGCAUCCUGUUUCUCAGUUUUUGCCAUCUCCUUCUUCGCCCUGCCUUCUGGAAUCUUGGGUUCUGGCUUUGCUCUGAAGGUCCAGCAGAAACAAAGACAGAAGCACUUUAACAGACAAAUCCCGGCAGCCGCCUGUCUCAUACAGACUUCGUGGAGAUGUUUUGCCUUGCAGAACUCUAACUCAGCAACCUACAAGAUUUUUGUGGGCAAGAGGUUACCAGGCAACACAUACAUACAGUCCAUCUCUAAGUCCAAGAUGAUGUUAAAGAAGGGGAGGAAACCCAAGACUGAGAAGGACAAUGGGUCUAACUCCCUCACUGUUCCCAAUAUCACGUUUGAGCCGGUGCCUGAAGACUGCGGGCAGUUUUCCUCUGAUACCCAUUCUGACUGCCAACGCCCAUCUGAACCCCAAGCCCUGAGAUUAUGUGGCCGCCAGCAGUCCUGGACGUCAAUCUCCUCUUUCUGUGUCCCACAAGAAACAGUGAGGAAGAUUGCUCCUCCGCCUCUGUGGCAUGACAGCAGUGUUGACGAUGAACUGGAUAUGGACCCCGAGCGGGACAGUACGCUCACCCCCGUCAUGCACACUUCGCAGUUGAGGGACUCCCAUCGAACUGCCAUCUGUAUAAUCCAGAAGAUGAGAUUCUUUUUGGCCAAGAAGAGAUUUCAGCAAGCGCGUAAGCCUUACGACGUGCGGGACGUGAUGGAGCAGUACUCACAGGGACAUCUAAACCUCAUGGUGCGCAUCAAGGAGCUCCAGAGGAGGCUUGACCAUUCCUUGGGGAAGCUGAGCUUAUUUCAGAGCAGCUCAGAGAGGACUAGAAACAGAGGGAAUAACACCAUUGGCUCCAGGCUGAACAGGAUGGAGGAAAAGAUCACACGCAUGGACCAGACACUCAACAGCAUUGCAGAAGCUCUCAGCCGCCUACUUCCUGGGUCUAUUCCAGCAGGACCUGAAGGGCCCCCCAGUGGCCAGGCUGGGGGUCCCACUGUGCUCUGGCCCCCCACAGACUUGCCCAGCCGCCGCCUGUCCAGGUUCCAGAAGCAGAGCGCCAGCUUCUCCCUGGACGAGGGCCCAUGAUGGGAUGCGGGAUUACAGGGUGCAUCCACCUCCGCUGACGCUGAGCACAAGCAGUCAGCACGGUGCCUGAGGACCCAAAUGUAGCCAGCAAGCUGCAGCUUUACGUACCAGGAGCGGCUCUAGCAUUGUGCCCCCAGGAAUGGAACUUAGCCUAAGUAGUUUCAGUGGAAUAAGCAGCGUCACAGUAUGACUACAGCACAGAUCAGUCCUGUAAGCAUUGGCUUUUCUUUAUUUUCAACAACAGCAUCAUUUGCUUUCUACAAGUCACACAAUGUAUGUAAUGCAUGUUGAGACAAAUUUCAGUUCUCUCACUAAAACACAAAAACUACCUACCAAGUUCACCCCAGUGUGCCUUUCAUGCUGUCUUAUUACUGACAUCACUGAAUAUAUGAAAUUAAUAAUUCAUGUCCCCAAAAUUAGCAAUUCGCUGCCAGUUUCUCCUGAUCUAAAACAAUGUAAUUUCUAACAGCCUCUGUGCAGUCACAGAGUCAGAAACAUCAUGUUGUCAUUUUGCUGCCUUUCACUGGAGCCCAGCUCUGCAUUCUGUAGCUCCUGGUAGAAGCUCUUUGCUCUAUGACAUUAACCUGCCUUCAGGAGGUAAAGAGCAAAAUUUUUUGAUAUUUGAAUCUGAGGAACAGUACAGGGUUGGCUCUGGGAUUGCAUGUGUAACGAUUCAAGCAUAUUAGGUAAGGAGCAUGCACUGAUUACAGUGCGUAAUGAGCAUGCACUGAUUACAGUGCGUUGCCGCACAACAAACCACCUCAGGGAUGAGAACCUGAGUGCAGCCAUGUGGCGAGUGAUAUCUCAGCACUACACUAGUCCAAAUAGACCAGUGUGAAUUAUUUUCCCAGUAGCUGGGAAAUAGCUGGAGUGUCAAUCCUGCCACCAACCAACAAGUUUUUCUCUGUAAGUUGUAGGACCUCCUUAUAGGGCUGGAUGUAGAUUAACAUCAUACCCAGGAAUGAGCAAUUGCAGGUUAAGGGUCUUGCUCAAGGGCCCAACGGAGUAGGAUCACUAAGGGCAUUCAUGGGAUUUGAACCAGCAACCUUCCAAUUACUGACACAGAUCCCUAGCCUCAGAGCCUCUACUACACCACAUAAUAUUUGAUUCCGUGUCCUUCCAGUUCAAUAUGUUACAAUCUUAUAAGAUUUUAUAUUGUAAUAUAGUGGAUAUAGGAUGUAUUGUGUAUAUAAUAUGUAAGCAUGUUCUUUCUAGAUCUUUUAAUUGAGUGACAUGAAUCAUAAUUAUGUGAAACUGAAAAUGGUCACACUUUUUAUGGGAAUGAAAAUGAUUCAAAAGUGAUUGCGUUAUAUUUACCAUUUAAGGAAGUUCUCUUUUUACUUAAUAGUUCUCAGGGUGUGUCUUUAUUCAUCACAUGGAUGUGAGUUUUUUUUAUAUAAUGAAAUGUUUAUGGAGCUUGCAUUUUUGCUGAGUUCAUAUAUGCAAUAAAUUGACUCCACCAUUAAA